Parathielavia appendiculata is the source of this 1712-nucleotide messenger RNA. Its product is annotated as Coq4-domain-containing protein. Gene Ontology annotation, biological process: ubiquinone biosynthetic process. The record is from RefSeq and is a predicted model, not a curated record. The coding region runs from base 405 to 1493 and encodes 362 amino acids. Gene Ontology annotation, cellular component: mitochondrial inner membrane; mitochondrion. NCBI's taxonomy places the organism in Eukaryota, Fungi, Ascomycota, Sordariomycetes, Sordariales, Chaetomiaceae. The transcript has 2 exons.
UUGGUAUGUCAGAUCUCACCUUGAGCGGUUUCGUGGCGACCAUGCCCAUCCCCCUUCCGGGAAUUGAUCGAGGUGCGACCCCAUGGAGCUCGAUCCCACGGUCCUCUGCCCAGCGAAGGAGUUCGUCGUAGACCUCCAUUGCAGUCAGGAGCGCAGGGUCAUAAAAGUACACUUAUUGUAACCGGGGCGAGUUCAAAGCAAAAAAGUUGUAAGCCAGGAGACGGAAAGAGUAUGUUGUUAACAAGCACUGAUACGUUAUAUUGUAUGCAGGUUAGAUGUUCUGUCUGCUCUUGAUACUUCAUAUAGGUUCAACAUUGCCAUAUGUCUGGUAAUACCGAGUUGUGCUCUCCCUAUUACAUUGCGAACGUCUCAUUGUCUGAUCAAAUUGUCAGCCAAAAAUCAAGAUGCUGGUUCUUCCAUGGCGGCAUGAUUCCCACCGUGGUAUUGAAUGUGACGCAGGGUUAGGGUCUGGUAUUCCACAUCGGUCUUCAACCAGCCGAGUCUCCGAUCUUCAACAUGUCGAACCACUUCCGGCCAAUGCCGAGUCCCGACCACGUUCUCCUUCGGCCAGAUAUCAGGAUGCGAUACUGGUGUUCGGCGCCCAAUUCGUCAUGGAGGUGGCUCUUAGACGUACAGCGGCUCUUGUAGCCCGCAAUAACAGGCUUCGGCCUGCUGCCGCAGCUCUUGGAAACACCGUCCAAUCGAGGCCCUUCUCCCUCUCCAGUCUCACCCGCCCUCCGCCCAACUACCCAGGCCAUGUUCCUCUCACCCGUAUCGAAAAGGCCGCUCUGGCCAUUGGCUCGGGUCUCAUGUCCCUUCGGGACCCGCGACGAGGAGACCUCAUCGCCGCCUUCGCCGAAGCGACCGCAACACCCUACUUCAUCUACCGCCUUCGCGACGCCAUGCUCGCCUCGCCCACGGGCCGGCGCAUCCUGCGCGACCGGCCACGCAUUACCUCGACCUCGCUCAACCUCCCGCACCUCCGCUCCCUGCCGGUCAACACGGUCGGGCGCACCUACGUCGCCUGGCUCGACCGCGAGGGAGUCUCACCCGACACGCGAGCGUCCGUGCGCUACAUCGACGACGAGGAGUGCGCCUAUGUCAUGCAGCGCUACCGCGAGUGCCACGACUUCUACCACGCGCUGACGGGCUUGCCCGUCGUGCGCGAGGGGGAGGUGGCGCUCAAGGCGUUUGAGUUCGCCAACACGCUGCUACCCAUGACGGGCAUGAGCGUGUUCGCUGCGGCGACGCUCAAGCCGAGCGAGAGGAGGAGGUUCGCGGGAAUAUACCUCCCCUGGGCGCUGCGGAACGGGUUGAAGGCCAAGGAGGUGAUUAAUGUGUACUGGGAGGAGCAGCUCGAGAGGGAUGUGGACGAGCUGAGAAGGGAGUUGGGGGUGGAGUCGCCGCCGGAUUUGAGGGAGAUACGGAGGAGGGAGAGGGAGGAGAGGCGGAGACGCAAGGAGGAAGCGGCUGCCAGGGCGGGUGCUGCGUAGAACAGGGGCGAUAAGGUACCAUGGCGGAGAACUGGACAAAAAUACUUUAACCGCGUGUACAAAUAAGAACGCUGUAAGGUACCAAAGAGACACUGCAUCGAGCUCCGAGUCAUGAUCAGGAGCUAUAACCAAUGCUGAACCCCAAAUCAGAGCAUCAUUCUUCCUCUCCUACAAGUCCAGCAAGUCGUCGUCAUCCUCCCAUCCUUUCCUCCGGUUCAC